AUGGUAGCAAGUUCUAAUACAAUGGAUAUGAAAGACAAAACUAAAAAGAAUGCAGCUGAUUUUUACGAUGGUGCAAUCGCAGUAGUAACUCUUGAUAAGAAUAAUAAUAUCGUUAAGAGUACAGGUGAGGCAAUUAAUAUGAUGGGCGGUAAAAAGAUUGAAGAAAUGGCCAAGAAUGAAAAGUUUAGGAACUAUAGACAGAAGUCAGCAGAUGAAUUAGGUUCGUUUGGCAUUCAAAUGUGGAAUAAUACAAAAGUUAUAUCCCAUAUCUUCAAAAAACCAGAUGGUACAAGCGAUGUAGUGUACACAAAGGCAAAGAAUGUUGAGCAUGGAACAGAAAAGGAAAAAUUUAACGAUACUCAUCAUGACAAAGAUCCAGAUAUUGCAAAGUGA
Messenger RNA from Henningerozyma blattae CBS 6284, 393 nucleotides. RefSeq lists its product as uncharacterized. The coding region runs from base 1 to 393 and encodes 130 amino acids. The record is from RefSeq and is a predicted model, not a curated record. The transcript has a single exon. Lineage: Eukaryota; Fungi; Ascomycota; Saccharomycetes; Saccharomycetales; Saccharomycetaceae.